Messenger RNA from Acanthochromis polyacanthus (spiny chromis), 3427 nucleotides. It is a transcript of the gene fip1l1a, whose product is annotated as FIP1 like 1a (S. cerevisiae). Gene Ontology annotation, cellular component: mRNA cleavage and polyadenylation specificity factor complex. Gene Ontology annotation, molecular function: RNA binding. The coding region runs from base 537 to 1445 and encodes 302 amino acids. The record is from RefSeq and is a predicted model, not a curated record. The transcript has 11 exons. NCBI's taxonomy places the organism in Eukaryota, Metazoa, Chordata, Actinopteri, Pomacentridae.
UUCUACAAGCAUAGAUUUUUUAUUUUUUUAAGUAUCAUUAUUAUAUAGUAUCUAAACUAUUAGCAACCACAUUUCAAAAACUGAAAAGCAAAAAAUAGUGUUGACAGUAAACUAAAUUCAUAAAAUUACAUUAUAAACAGUCUGUAUUCGAGGCCAACGGUAGACUAGUUGCAGUUAUUCAACCUACCGUUAAGAAAGAUUUUUUCCUCGACUUUUAUCACUAGCUAAAUUACAUUUUCAAUUUCUUUUAUAUCUUUGAAACCACUUUUUCCUCAUUUAAAUGUCUUCUUCAGAGUCGGACUCCAGCGUUUUCGCCGAGGAGGAUGAAGAUGGGAAAUUAUAUCAGUGUAGCUAAGUUUAAACGGGCCAGCAGCCAUGUUUCAGCGUAUUGUUUGUUCAUGUAAUUUUUCAUAGAAACACCAUAAAGUUUGUAAGAGAUAAUGUUGCUGUCAGCCGUUGUAAUUUCCACAGGUGGCUCUGUAUAUAAGUAAAAUGCUACAUUGAAGUUUGUGUGUCUUUUUUAAGGGAUUUUUGAAAUGAGCAUCGGAGAAGACAACAGGGAGGAGACAGAACAGACUAAAAUCACGUCCAGCUCUGAGCACACACCUGAGCAUCUUGAGAUGAAUGCUGAGAAGACACAUGCAGCUGGCACUACAGAAGCACUAGACAUUGAUGAACCAGAAAAUAUCAAAGGAUUUCAAGAACCGAACAUGACUAUAGAAAAAACUUUGAAGAAAAAGCCAUGGAAGAAACCUGGUGCUAACAUAUCAGAUUACUUUAACUAUGGUUUUGAUGAAGAAAGCUGGAACGCCUACUGUCACAAGCAGAUACAAAUCCAUGCAAUUAAUAAAGAGCUUCAUGCAAAAUUCAUGGCCCAGAAGAGGCACACUGGACUUGGAGAAGACGAGUCUUCUUCUGGUUAUACUCAUUCAGACAGACCAUCUAAACCUGCCUCCAGAGAUCCACAUGCUGCUGCUGCUGCUAAGACUGGAGGACAACCCAGAUCCAGAAACAGAAAGAAAAAACAUCGAUGUCCCAACAAUACUCAGGUGGAUACUAAGAUGUCCCACAAGGAGGAUAGCAUUACUGCUUAUCAUCUGCCACCACCACCCAAUAUCAGCUCUCCCUUUGCAUAUGUCUCUCCACCAUCUUUCCUUUUCCAAUCGAGACCUCCUCCCUCCUCCUCAACUAUUUUCGACAGUGCACACCCAAAUGACUUUGAUGGUCCCUCAACUUCACUUUCUGCCCAUUCAUCAGGGAGAAUCUUCACCAGAGCUGGAGUGAUUGAUACUACAAGGGCCUGGGAAUACUACACAAGGCAACUAAAGUGUGACAGGCACAAAGACAGAUCCAGGGAGCGUGGUCAUGACAAAAAAAGCAAACGAGGCAGAGCUAGAGAAAAGGAGAGACGUGCUUCUUCACACAACAGGGUGCCUCUGCAGUGAAUGUGUCUGCUGCACAGCUGUGAUCCUCUGGAUUAGGCAACAUAAAGCAGUGGUUCUUGUCCAGUUAUUAAUUCUAUUCUGACAUUGUUUAAUAUAUGUGUGCUUUUUCCAUCCUGUCUCUCUUUCACACACGGAUUUACACAUACCGAUAUGUGUAUAGAAAGCAAAUUUUGCUGGAAAGUGAUACAGUGAUAGAAAAUGUUGGAAGAAAGACAAAAGCUGAACAAAGAAUGAUCAUGAAGGGGAGUGUCGAGAUACACAAGUCUGUUUGCCAGGUGAAACAAGAGAUGUGUACACUGCAUGGUGUUCUUCAGAGUGGUGUAACAUCUUGACCAGACUAUAUAGUAGUGUGCGAUUUCCUGAAGUGUCUAUAGAUGUGAAACAACUGAAUUUAGAAUUGGAUAAUCAGAAUUUAGUCUGUACCUCCACAUGCGGCCAAAAAUGUGUAUCAAGUGUCCAACAAACAUGUUUGAAUUUAUCCACAGUGUUUCCAGAUAACCCGACUGAAGGGAUUGCUGUUGUGCGUGGUUCCCCUCUCGGCUCUCUAGCUGAUAACUGUAAUAUAAACACUGUUAUGACAAAAUGCACAGCUUUUGUGAAGAAAUGCACACUAUUGCAAAAGAGCAUACGGCUAUUGUGACAGAAAUCAAGACUAUUGCAAGACCAGGAGAAAUUAUUGCCGGCAUAUGCAGAACUAUUUUAGCUGCUCUGGUGCAGUGAGAUGAGGGAAUAACUCACUGUAGCUGUUUGCUGCCUAUUGCCAGGAAAUAAUUGAGUCUACACUCUGCAUGGAAUUUUUACCCGUCCUCUCUGUGGCUCACUGCUGAUAAGAGCGAAUCUGAUUUCCACUCCAAAAUUUCACGUAGUGCCCUACUACCCUACAGUCUGACAGCCUGAGUGCUGCUGCGUACUCAAACAUUCAUGCUCACAUGUGUGCACAAGCCAAAUCUUGCCCUACAUUUUCUCUACACUCAGUGAUGACCUUUACCCAGAUGUCUAUUUAAUUAAUAUCAACUCAGACAGCUGCCAACUAUAAUACACAGAGCCACAUCUUUCCUCCUCCUCGCGUACUCCUCAGCUCAGACCUGAGGCUCAUGACUGUAUAAAAGACUGAGCGUUCCUGUUUUAUUGUGACAGAGCAUUUCUCACCAAAAUAGGUACCAAGGAUACUCCUGCCAUUGCCCUCGCUUGAGGCACUAACCUAAGAUCUGUCAAAGCUGCCUUCUGUCUCAAAAUACUUAACACUAAAAACACCUGCAGUCUGUGACUGAAUUUGUAGAAUAUUUUUUUCUCAGUCUGUCUGUGGUUUCAAAACCCAUAAUACCAUACUGUUGAUACCAACGGAUUUCUGUGUCAGCUACUGUUGGAGCCUCAUUGUUAAUUAACUUGCAUGGAAAUAAGUGCAAAAUAGCAAAAAAUGACAAACUGAAGCAUCUUUCAGUACUGCGCUCUGUUAAAAUAUCCUCGUACACAGUUCUGCUUUUCAGCACUUUCUCUACUUGAAGUGGUGAGCUGUUCCUGGAGCAUUUGUGCACUAGAUGACUGAAUUCAGGUUUACAUAUUAAGCUCAGAACAAUCUUGUGGGUCAAAUAAGGAAAAUGGGACAUGGGGACGGCUGGGGAACUGUAGGCAAAGUGCAGGAAGAUAGGAAGAAUCAUGGUCAUGUGUCUGACAGAUGCAGAGGGAAUGAACAUGAGGAUUUAGUGAUACUACAGAUUUGCUUUAAUGUCACAGUCACAGAGGACAGUUCCUGUGGCCAAAUGUGUCAUGCUCACACCUUCUGGGCUCUGUUUGUGCUACGUUCUAGUCACAUGACCAAGCUCCGUAUUGUGCAUGUCACACACACUGGUUAUAUGUUUUCUGUAACAUUGAUUUAUGGCUGUGCUCUGACCUAUUUUUAGCCUGGAAACUAGUGCGAUUUAUUAUUGUGUGUUCAGAAGAGGAGCCUUACCCACCUUCAUUACUAGCCACCUCUUAUUGUU